Messenger RNA from Dendronephthya gigantea, 2708 nucleotides. RefSeq names its product metabotropic glutamate receptor 3-like. Gene Ontology annotation, biological process: regulation of synaptic transmission, glutamatergic; G protein-coupled glutamate receptor signaling pathway. NCBI's taxonomy places the organism in Eukaryota, Metazoa, Cnidaria, Anthozoa, Malacalcyonacea, Nephtheidae. Gene Ontology annotation, molecular function: adenylate cyclase inhibiting G protein-coupled glutamate receptor activity. The record is from RefSeq and is a predicted model, not a curated record. The transcript is spliced from 5 exons. Gene Ontology annotation, cellular component: membrane. The coding region runs from base 1 to 2640 and encodes 879 amino acids.
AUGGCUUCUAGGCUUCAGUUCUUGACGCUGGUGGGUUUUUGCCUCAUCGGACACAACUUUUCAAAGGAAGAAGCGCUUCAAACGACAAUAAAAGGGAACGUGACACUGGGUGGACUUUUCCCAAUUCAUUUUCCCGGUGAAGACGGUACUUGUUCGGUGUUUAACAGUCUACGUGCUAUACAAGAGAUAGAAGCCUUUCUGUUUGCCGUCGAUCAAAUAAAUGCGAACGAGACGCUCCUACCAAACGUCACGUUGGGUGUGAAGGCAUUUGAUACCUGCGGUGAUGCCACCUCGGCUCUCAAUAGCGCUGUGAAAGAAUUUGUUCUUGGGAAACACUGGAACACCGAGGAACAUUGUACGGAAAACGAGAGACAAGUGGUCGGGGUAAUAGGACCUGGAUAUAGUAGCGAGGCAGUGCACAUUACCCCAUUUCUAAAUCUCUUCGAGAUUCCUCUUAUUAGUUACUCUGCAACCAGCCCGGUGUUGAGUGAUAAAAAGAAAUACGAGUAUUUUUCGCGAACCGCCACCUCAGACAUGUUUCAAAUCCCCGCCAUUAUAGACCUUCUGGUGCUUUUCAACUGGACCUAUGUUUCCGUAUUGUAUUCUGACGAGACGUACGGGCAAACUGGGUAUAAGGGUCUAAAAGAAGAGGGCGAAAAAAGAGGAAUAUACUUCGCAAAUGAAAUUAAAGAAGUACAACAAACGUACGACAAAAACAAAUACAAAAAAAUUGUUGUCGACGUUCUAUCGAAAACAGAAGCGACCGUUAUAAUUUUGUUUGGUGUGGAUAAUGCAUUGGAACCGAUCCUCAACAUGAUCCAGAAGGCUGCUGGCAACAGAUCACUGUUGUUCGUGUGCUCAGAUGCACUCGCGUCAGCAAUCUAUGAAGAGUUGAAUAAAGUUCGGCAAAUUACACAGCAAGUGAUAUUUUUCAAUCUGCCCACAGGUCAAGUGGACGGUUUUACGGAGUACUUUUUGAACUUAUCAGUUGAAAAAAACAAGCGCAAUCCUUGGUUCAAGGAUUUUUUCGAAAGUUUUAUGAACUGUAGUUUUGAUGACCAAAGACAAAAAUUAAACAAGACGAAAUGCAACCCGAACCAGACCCUAUCCGAUACAGAUUACUCAGAUCAAGUUGAAAAUUUUACCCAGAGUGUUCCGCUCGUUGUGGACGCGGUAUAUGCAUUUGCGCAUGCUCUAACCAUGUUCUCAACGACGUGUCAAAGAAAUCGAAGUGAAGAGUGUAAAUCGCUCAAGAAAAUGACUGGAAACGAGUUAUUAAAAGUGCUUCGUGAUGAGGUGUUUUGGAGUCCUUCAGGAAACCUCGUGAAUUUUUCAAAGGAAGGCGAUGUAAUGGGUGUUUACAACAUAUACUACAGUGGUAAAGUGGGCGGCAAGAAAUACGAAUAUUCCAAGAUUGGCCAUUGGAAAGGAUUUGAGGAAAGUCUGCAGUUUGAUGAUUUAGAAUGGAAAGCAGGUUUCCGACCUUUAAAAUCAUCCUGCGAAACAUUCUGUACUGCGAACCAAUAUCGCAAGACGUCAAAAAAACCGCGCCAGUGUUGGGAGUGCGAAGACUGUGAACCAGGCUCGUACGCCGUGAAUGAGACGGGCUGUCAAAAGUGUCCAAAAGGAGAAAAACCAGACCACGAACGCAAGUCGUGUGUGGAAAUAAUCCCGACAUAUUUGUCGGUGGACGGAAAGCUUGUACCGUCUUCUGUCGUGAUAUUACCGAUGGUUGUAAGUUCCAUUGGUAUUGUGGCCGUUUUAUUUGUGUUUGGGAAUUUUAUGAAGCACUGGAAUACGCCAGUGGUGAAGGCCUCAGGUCGGGAACUUUCUACUUUGCUUUUAAUAGGAGUUCUUUUAGCUUUCGUGUUUCCUUUCGUCGCAAUUUCGAAUCCAUCUCCUGUCAAGUGCUUUUGGCAAUUUGUUCUGGGCAGUUUACCGUUUACCGUCUGUUUUGUCGCCAUCGUCGUGAAGAACAAUCGCACGUAUCGUAUAUUCAACCCAAACCGAGUUAUCACAGCACAACCAUCGUUGAUCAGACCUAAAUCACAAAUCUUAGUCUCGCUGGGGUUAAUCGCAUUCCAGUUAAUACUACUCUCAGCAUUGAUCUCCCUAGAGUUUCCUGAAGACAAGAUGACGUACCCUUCAGCAGAAAAAAUCGUUCAUGUAUGUUUGAUUUCGGAACGACAGAUGUUCCUCUCACAUUUAUACAAUAUAGUACUUCUCGCAGCUUGUACGUAUUACGGUUACAAGACGAAAAACAUCCCAAGAAACUUCAACGAAGCUAAACAUAUCGCUUUUGCAAUGUACGGUGCAUGCGUAUCGAUGGUGGCAUUCGGCGUGGUUUUUUUUUUCAACUCGGAAUUUUCAAGCAAUUAUGGAGUGGUGAUAGAGAUGAUGCACCACCCUCUCGUGGGAUUCAUUAUCAUCACAUGUUUCUUUGCGCCAAAGAUUUAUAUUAUUUUGAUGAAACCGGAACAAAAUGCUCAUACGAUGACCGUAGGGACGGAAAUUGACGUCACGAGAGCAAGAGAACACCGCAGGUCUCGUCAUCAAUUUCCAGCAAGCGACCGGAAUGAAUUUGCAGAGUGCGAUACUAAGGUUGAAUGUUCUACCAUGAACGUGGUUAGGAUAAAAUAAGUAGCCAUUUAUAAUGCAAUAUUCACUGAGGACUUUCACACUCCAUACUAGUUAGUUAAGAGCUUGGU